UCGAGGCUCCAGCCAAUCAAAGUCACUCGAAAAUUUCUUUUUAGAAAUGAGUGCGCUGUUGAUUCUAGCGUUUUGCGCUAUCAUAUAUAAAUUAUUUUCACGCAGAACUAUCAAAUGGAGAAGGGCUACUAAGUAUGGAGAGGAGAAGGUGGAGGAUUUAAAGCAAGCGCCCGGUCCGAUAGCUUUACCGAUAGUCGGGAGCUUGCAUCUCCUGGGCAAACACGAAUCCCCGUUCCAGGCUUUCACGGAGCUGAGCAAAGACUACGGUGAUAUAUACAGCAUAAAGCUCGGAUCGUCCGAGUGCUUGGUCGUCAACAAUUUGGAUUUGAUAAGGGAGGUCCUCAACCAGAAUGGCAAGUUCUUUGGCGGCCGUCCCGAUUUCCUCCGUUUCCACAAACUCUUCGCCGGCGACAGGAAUAAUUCCCUCGCUCUAUGCGACUGGUCCAAUCUCCAACUCCGAAGACGCAAUCUCGCCCGUCGUCAUUGCGGUCCGAAACAUCACACCGAUAACUUCUCAAGAAUUGGUCAGGUAGCUACUUUCGAAGCCAUCGAGCUGGUGCAUACUCUGAAGAACAUCACUAGGAAUUCCACUGACAGCAUCAAUUUAAAGCCACACCUGAUGGCCACUGCUAUGAAUAUGUUCUCCAACUACAUGUGCAAUGUCAGAUUCGAUGACAACGAUGCUGAAUUCCGUAAAAUCGUCGAUAAUUUUGAUGAGAUCUUCUGGGAGAUCAACCAGGGUUACGCGGUCGAUUUCCUCCCUUGGUUGGCGCCGUUUUAUAAGAAACAUAUGGAUAAAUUGUCUAACUGGUCCCAGGAUAUAAGGACGUUCAUUUUGUCGAGGAUAGUCGAACAGAGGGAGACGAAUUUGGAUAUGGAUGGUCCGGAAAAGGAUUUCUUGGAUGGUCUUUUACGUGUUCUCCACGACGAUCAGACGGUAGACCGAAAUACUAUCAUAUUUAUGCUAGAAGAUUUUCUUGGUGGGCACUCUUCUGUUGGGAAUCUAGUGAUGCUGUGUCUCGCAGCGAUCGCCAGAGAUCCAGAGGUCGGGAAGAAGAUCAGGUCUGAAAUUGAUGGUGUCACAAAAGGAAAACGACCAGUGAAUUUGACCGAUAGACCAUCCCUACCGUAUACUGAAGCUACCAUCUUAGAAUGUCUAAGAUACGCCUCAUCUCCAAUCGUACCUCACGUUGCUACUGAAAACGCUAAUGUAGCUGGUUAUGGUGUCGAAAAGGGGACAAUUGUUUUUAUAAACAACUACGAGUUAAACACUUCAACAAAAUAUUGGGACGAACCGCAGAAGUUUGAUCCAUCUAGAUUUUUAGAAAGAACUAAAAUUAGAGCUAGACGAAACUCACUUUGCGACUCGGGUAUGGAGUCCGAUAGCGAGAGAACCGGUCCCAUAAACAGAGCGACAGAAAUAGAGAAGGAAGUUGUGUCUGUGAAAAGGAACAUCCCACAUUUCCUGCCGUUCAGCAUCGGCAAGCGGACGUGUAUUGGCCAGACGUUGGUGACGACAAUGAGUUUCGUUAUGCUCGCCAACAUUGUCCAAGAGUUCGAUGUCGGUGCUGUAAAUUUGGAGGAUUUGAAACAGAAACCAGCGUGUGCUGCUCUCCCCAAGGACACCUUCAACUUAUACCUCCUGCCAAGAAAAUAUUGAACUCAUUCUAAUAUAAAAUCAAAAUCCCCAAAACUUUGUGCCCAUUGGACAAGUUUCCAUGGGCACGACUUUUGGGCUUGUCGCUCAAAACUAAUUUAUUAAUUUUGAAACGUUUAUAAGUUAUAGGCUGGAAAUUUAAUAGAAUUUAUAUAUAAGACAACGACUGCUUUACGUUCUGUGGAUUAUUGUGUGGAUGUGUGUCUGACAAGUAAAUGGAAUAAUUACUCAA
Messenger RNA from Danaus plexippus (monarch butterfly), 1889 nucleotides. RefSeq names its product cytochrome P450 307a1 (gene Cyp307a1). The transcript has 2 exons. NCBI's taxonomy places the organism in Eukaryota, Metazoa, Arthropoda, Insecta, Lepidoptera, Nymphalidae. The record is from RefSeq and is a predicted model, not a curated record. Gene Ontology annotation, molecular function: iron ion binding; oxidoreductase activity, acting on paired donors, with incorporation or reduction of molecular oxygen; heme binding. The coding region runs from base 47 to 1660 and encodes 537 amino acids.